Messenger RNA from Haplochromis burtoni (Burton's mouthbrooder), 1642 nucleotides. Its product is annotated as stonustoxin subunit alpha. Lineage: Eukaryota; Metazoa; Chordata; Actinopteri; Cichliformes; Cichlidae. The coding region runs from base 125 to 973 and encodes 282 amino acids. The record is from RefSeq and is a predicted model, not a curated record. The transcript is spliced from 4 exons. Gene Ontology annotation, molecular function: protein binding.
AUUUUGGAAAGUUCACUGAUAUCCAUGUCUUUCUAGGUUGGGUGGCUGUAACCUCACAGAGAGAAGCUGUGAAGCUCUUUCCUCAAUUCUAAGUUUCCAGUCCUCCAGACUGAGAGAGCUGGACAUGAGUAACAACAACCUCCAGGACUCAGGAGUGAAGCUGCUUUGUGUUGGACUUGGGAGUCCACACUGUAUGCUGGAAACUCUCAGGUUGUCAGGCUGUCAGAUCACAGGAACAGGCUUCACCGCUCUGGCCACAGCUCUGCGCUACAAUCCCUCCUAUUUGAAAGAGCUGGACUUGAGCUAUAAUCACCCAGGAGACUCAGGAAUGAAGCUUUUGUCUGAUCAAAAGGAGGAUCCACAUGUGAAACUGGAAAUACUCUGUGUGGAGCCUCAAGGAGUCCAGUGGAUGAGACCAGGUCUAAGGAAAUAUUUCUGUGAUCUGACGCUGGAUCCAAACACAGCACACAAGAACCUCAAACUGUCUGAUGACAACAAGGAGGUGACACAUGUGGAAGAAGACCAGCUGUAUCCUGAUCAUGAUCUUAGGUUUGAUCACUGGCCUCAGCUGCUGUGUACCAACAGUCUGAGUGGUCGCUGUUACUGGGAGGUUGAGUGGAGAGGAGAGGUUCAUGUUGCUGUAGCUUAUGAAGGAAUCAGACGGAAAGGAGAAGAGGAUGAAUGCAGGUUUGGAAGGAAUUAUCAAUCCUGGAGUCUCAACUGCAGUCAUGAUAAGGGUUACUAUGCAAGUCACAAAUUUGAUUUAAGAGCCAUCCCUCUUCUCCCCUCAGCUGUUUCUCACAAAGUAGCAGUGUAUGUGGACUGUUCUGCAGGAACUGUGUCCUUCUACAGUGUCUCCUCUGAUAAACUGAUCCACCUGCACACCUUCAACACCACCUUCACUGAACCUGUAUAUGCUGGGUUUAGGGUGAAGCCUGACUCUAGUAUCCACCUCUGUGCUGACUCAGAAUAAUGAACUUACUGUGCAGAGAAAUAUUCUCACAUUGGUGUUUCAUACUUUUUCUUACUUAGUAUAUCAGGUAACUGUCUCGUACAUAUAUUCGUUUGUUUUUCAGUCCAGAGAUGUUGGAUCAGACUGAUUCUCCUGAAAAAAAUUUUUUUUAUCACCCUUAUUGUCUUUGGUGCCUUUUUUUAAAGAGCAGAUAUCAGUUGUUACUUAUAUACUACAGUUUAAAUACCCACAGGACUUUUAGUGCUGAGGAAAGAGGAACUGUAUUUUUAAAUUUGUUGCAUUAUACACAUUUUAAUCAUGCUUACACUGAUGGAUGAAAUCUUUGGAACAUAUAAUUUAGACAUUUUAGAUGUUGUUGGUUAGACUUUGUGAUGAUGAGCGCUGCAGGCUCUAAAUAUUUUGUGUUUAGGUGUCUUUAAUUUUUUACAUUGCAUAACUAUACGUUUGUGUCUCUCUCUUGUUAUGCAAGUAACAUUUCAGUACAAUUAGUUCCUGGAGAAAAGCAAUAUCACCACUGUGUGACCAGUUUUCACAACAACUGAUCUGGAUGGUUCUGGAUCCAUUUAUUAGUCUGUGUUGAUCCAAAUGUAGCUUCUAGUACUGCUGAUACAAGAAGAGAAGCUUAUGGCUAACUGGACGCUGUGGAGACGUCUCUCUUCAGUUCAUAAU